AUGUCAACACUCAAGUCGAAACGAGCCAAGAAACCCCGCCCGACUGGGAAAGCGCCAGGAUCAUCGUCAUCGGCGCAAAGUUCGUCAAGCAAGAAGGCUCAAGUGUACGACACAGUCAACGUCGGUCUCGAUUUCGUGGCCAACCUCUCCGAAGCGUCAGAUGUACUCGCCCCUCUCAAAGCAGCCUGUCGGGCAACAAAGUCGAUCCUAGACGUCAAACAAGCUAUUGAUAGCAACAAAGAAGAUUUGAAUGACCUAAUCGCGCGUUUAGAAGGCUAUAUGUCCUCUAUCGAGAAACAAGUCGACUUGUUCGAGCGCUAUUCUCCAGAGGAGAGGAUCGUUGAGGAAGCGUUCAGCCAACCAUUCAUUCGAUACGUCAAAUUCCUUGAGGAUCUCUCGGCGAAAGUCCUCAACUAUGUCGAAAAACGAAGCCAAACUACCCGGGGCAGGGCUACGCAAGUCCGAAAAGUCAAGAUAGACGCAGAAACGAUCCGCAGAUUCAGUAGAGAGGUUGACGAUCGGCAUAGACAGUUCAUGGAAGCAUUGAAUAUCUUCACUACAUUGCGUAUUCAAUCCAUCGAACGAAGCACAAAGGAUACCAAGGUCAACGUGGAAAAGAGUCUGACGGACAACGAUGCUACCGCCAUACUACAGCUGCCAAUGGUAGCAUUCGUUCCAUCCUCGAUCCACAAUACCUGUAUGCAGGGAACACGGGAGGCGGUCCUACAAAUGAUCUGGCACUGGGCCAGCGACGAUAUAUCCGACAAGCCAAUAUUCUGGCUCUGCGACAUAGCCGGUUCCGGCAAAUCCACAGUCGCAAUGUCCGCAGCCGAAAGGUGGCGGAAUGAGGGAAUAUUAGGUGGUCGAUUCUUCUUCUCUAUUGCAAGUAGUGAAGGGUCCACGACCGAAAAAUUUUGUUCCACCAUAGCAAGGGAGCUCGCCUAUUACAUCCCGGGGCAUGGUCGAAGCAUCGCCGAUGCAGUGAGACGGAAUCCCAUCGUCAUGCGAAGUUCACUUGAUGAGCAGUUUCGAACCCUCAUCACUGGUUCACUUCAUAGUCAGCAAGACCGCGUAAUUUUCGUUAUCGACGCUCUUGACGAGUGCAAAUCUGGAUCACAACGAAAGGAACUUGUCGAGGCUCUGUACACGGCUGUUCGAGAGUGCAAGAAUCUCAAGAUCUUCAUGACGAGUCGACCAGACCCUGUCGUCGAGGCAAUCUUGGGAUCGCUCUCGACCAAGGCCAAGUUGGAGGAUCGCCUUCACCAUGUCAAUCAUCGUGAUAACAUCGACGACAUUGCGAACUAUGUGCACCGAUCACUGGGUGGCAUACUGCCAGGAGACAAAAGGCAGAAGCUCGUCGAAAAGGCCAACGGGCUCUUCAUCUGGGCGAGCACCGCCUGUCGAAUGCUCAAAAAUGAGGCCAGCUUAAUCUCACCCGAGGACAUGUACGCUCGUCUGACCUCCAUGGAUCAAGUUGGAGUCAUAGACGACGUUUACAAUCUUGUCUUCGAGCGCACAGAUCCUGAAUACUACACAGUCUUGUGUACAAUGCUUGCGCUUCUAGCUGCUGCAUUCGAACCGCUCACAAUCGAUGAUCUGGACGACCUCCUGAAGAGCUCUAAAAUACACGGAAGUGCCAAGGCAUUGGUACAUAAUCUAGGAAGCGUACUCACUAUAGAUGCGACAAAUCUUAUUCAGUUUCGUCAUCCUACGGUGGUCGAGUACCUCCGGCGCUGUCCAAUCAAUCCAGCCAUCAAUAAUCGCAAUAUAAUUUCUAUCAACUUCGCAAAUGCGCAUGGUCAAACAGCAUUAUGGUGUCUUAAACGUCUCAAGUCUCCAAGUGAAGGUCUCAAGUUUAACAUAUGUCAAAUCGAGUCAUCUUUCAACCUGAAUAGGCAAAUUCCGGAUCUUGAUACUAGAGUAUCAAAUUUUAUUUCAAGGAGACUUCGAUACGCUAGCUCUCAUUGGGUAUUCCAUGUAGCCGAAACAAACGAUAACUGGCGAUACACGUUCAGUAGCGAACUUGAGCACAUUACUCAAAUACCAUACGUACUAUACUGGAUGGAGAUCCUAAGUUUCACCGGAGGAGUGCCACGAGCAAUAGCUGGCCUUCGAGCCAUUGCACAUCAUGCAGGAUUGAAAGAGAACAUUAAAGGGUCAAUUAUCGAGAUUCGGCGGUUUAUGAUGGCAUUUUCAGUGCCAAUCCAGGAUAGUGCUCCACAUAUUUACCUCUCGGCACUUCCCUUCGCCCCCAUCGAAUCAAAAAUACAUAAUGGGUGUAUAGAAAAGUUUAGUAGCACCCUCACUGUCACUCUUGGGGUCGAAAAGAUGUUCUCCGGGCUCCCCAAGUUCCUUCGAGGUCACGAAGACUGGGUCCGGGCCGUGGGUUUCUCGCCAGAUGGCUCAAAAAUUGUCUCUGGCUCCUCCGAUAGGACUAUUCGACUGUGGGAUGUGGACACUGGACAGGCUUUGGGAAAGCCACUUCGGGGUCACUCGGGCUCGGUGAGGGCUGUCGGGUUCUUGCCAGAUGGCUCGCGAAUUGUCUCUGGCUCGUCCGACAAGACGAUCCGACUAUGGGAUGUAGAAACUGGACAGGCUUUGGGAAAGCCAUUUCGGGGCCACGAAAGCUCAGUCUUAGCCGUCAGAUUCUUGUCAGAUGGCUCAAGAAUUGUUUCUGGCUCACGGGACAAGACGAUUCGAUUAUGGGAUGCAGACACUGGGCUUUCUCUUGGACAGCCCCUUCGGGGUCACGAAGGCUCGGUAAGGGCUCUUGGGAUCUCGCCAGAUGGUUCACAAAUUGCCUCCGGCUCGUCCGACAAGACGAUCCGACUAUGGGAUGCAGACACAGGACUGCCUUUAGGGGAGCCACUUUGGGGUCACCAAUGCCCCGUCUUGGCUGUCGAGUUCUCUCCGGACGGAUCGCGAAUCGUCUCUGGCUCGUCCGACAAGACUAUCCGAAUCUGGGAUGCAGAUACAGGACAGACUCUAGGAGAGCCAUUUUGUGGUCAUGAAUUCCCCGUCUUGGCCGUCGGAUUCUCUCCGGAUGGCUCACGAGUCGUCUCUGGUUCGUCCGAUAAGACGAUUCGACUUUGGGAUGUCGAUACAGGACAGCUAUCUCGAGAGCCACUUCGGGGUCAUGAAUAUUCGGUCUUAGCCGUCGUAUUCUCACCAGAUGGCUCACAAAUUGUCUCUGGAUCACGAGAUAAGACGAUUAGACUAUGGGAUGUGGACAGUGGGCAGCCCUUGGGCGAGUCACUGCGAGGUCACGAGGGUUCGGUCUUGGCCGUCAGAUUUUCGUCAGAUGGUUCGAAAAUUGUCUCUAGCUCACGGGAUCAGACGGUUCGACUAUGGGAUGUAGGAUCUGGACAACCUCUGGGUGAGCCAAUUCGGGGUCACGCAGAUUUAGUGAGAGCUGUCGGAUUCUCGCUAGAUGGCUCGAAAAUCGUAUCGGGCUCGUCUGACAAGACAAUUCGCCUAUGGGAUAUAGCCACUAGAACCUCUUUGGGAGCGCCAUUUCCUGUUGAUGAAUACUCGGUUUUGGCCGUCGGAUUCUUGCCAGAUGGCUCGAGGAUCAUCUGUGGCUCGUCCGACGGGAUUAUUCAACUAUGGGAUGCGGACACUGGACAGGCUUUGGGAAAGCCACUUCGGGUUCACUCGGGCUCGGUGAGGGCUGUCGGGUUCUCGCCAGAUGGCUCAAAAAUCGUCUCUGGCUCUUCCGGUAGGAGGAUUCAACUGUGGGAUGUGAACACUGGAAAUCCUCUGGGCGAGCCAGUAUGGCGUCACAAUGGCUCGGUCUUGGCCGUCGGAUUCUCGCCAGACGGUUCACGAAUCGUCUCUGGCUCUGCCGACAAGACGAUCCAACUAUGGGAGGCAGACACAGGACAGCCUAUAGGAGAGCCACUUAGGGGUCACGAAGGUCCGGUGUACGCCGUUGGGUUCUCUUCAGAUGGUUUAAAACUUGUCUCUGGCUCGUCUGAUCAAACAAUCCGACUGUGGGAUGUGAACACUGGACAGGCGUUGGGAGAGCCAUAUCGAGGUCACCAAGGCUCGGUGUACGCUGUCGAAUUCUCGCCAGAUAGCUCACGAAUCGUCUCUGGCUCGUCUGACAAGACGAUUCGACUAUGGGAUGUACACACCAUACCCCCUCUUGGAGCGCCACUUCGGGGGCAUGAAUACUCUGCCUUGGCCACCAGAUUACCGCCAGAUGGCUCGCAAAUUGUCUCUCACGUACGAGACAAAACAGUUCAACCAUCAGCUGCCAAAGCAGAUGUAAAGAGAAUGCCGGCUCCAGCACAGGAUUCAGCGCUCCAAGACGCAGAGGAGCAAGGGGACUCUGGCUUUGACGAAGACUAUCCAGAAGAUGCAAAGGGAAGGAAGAAGGGCUCAACGUCCCAAGCCACUAGGCGGGAUCAGAACCGCAUUGCCCAGCGUGAUUUCAGAUUGAGAAAGCAACAAAAGAUCCGAGACUUGGAGCGCAAAGUCGAAAUUCUCUCCGCAAAUAGGGAAGACUCGUUGAAGGCACUAGAUGGGAUGCUGCAAGACUUGGUUCGCGAAAACCAGGCACUGCGGCAGCUUGCAGGACCUCUCGGGCUUCAUUGGGGAAGGCAUUGGAGGGUUCUUGCCUAA
Messenger RNA from Serendipita indica DSM 11827, 4626 nucleotides. Lineage: Eukaryota; Fungi; Basidiomycota; Agaricomycetes; Sebacinales; Serendipitaceae. The record is from the annotation of a GenBank genome assembly.